ACAAGCGUUACGUAUGUUGUACUUUUCAUGUAUAUAUACGAUGAAUAACGAAAGUUAGUAUAGUUACAAGAAAAAAUAACAAAAAUAAAAUAUAGAUACGAAAAAAAAAGUUGAAUCUCUUAAGAAAGCUAUAAUGAGAUUUCUAAUGAGAUGAGGGAAAAAAAAUACAUACAAGCACACACACAACAAACGAAUAGUUGUGUUGAAAAGAAAGAAAAAAAUGGCUUCGAUAUGUAUAGACGACUUCUAAUCUGUAUUAUACUAACAUUAUGAAAAAAUUUUUGAUGAUGAACAACGUAGAGCGAAGUGAGUAUUAUAUUAAUAUUUGUUAUAAGUACGAAUGAUUAAAUUUCAAUUCAACUCUUUUAUUAUCAUAAAAGUAUUUGGGAAAAAAAAAAAAAUCUCAAAAUAAUCGAAUAGUUUCUAUUCCUUUAAUAUUGAAUAAAAUGAAAAUACAUGAAAGGAAAGGGACAGGGCAUAUUCGUUUCUUGCAACGUCCCUGGCAGUAUCACGCGACUAUGCUACAAAAUCUUCGGUGGACUAUAAUCUCGUGUACGUAUAAAACGUCCAGUUUAUUGGUGUUAGUGCUCUCAAAAUCGAGUGGCUUCGGGCAAGUGUGAGUACCGUUACGAAGCAUGCGCCCAUAACCACGGUGUCCAAUAGCCCCGCCUUUUCGACGCGAACCGAUGCCUUUGGGAUUUGUCCUCUGCCGACCAAUGAGAGAAUAGGUUGCAUCGACGAGGGGUUAAGAGACGUCAGGGAAAGGAACGCUUUCUUGUUAGUGGGGGUAAGAGAAUCGGUUGGAAGGGGACGAUCCUUGAGGAUGGUGGGUAAGUUCGCGGGGGAAGAGAAGAGAAAGGAAGGGAAGGGGAGGUAGAGAGAGGGAGGGCGGGAGGGCGGGGGAGAGAGAGAGAGAGAAAGAGAUAGAAGGAAAGAGAGAAAGAGAAAGAGAGGGAAUAGAACACCGUGUGCCGUGCGGGAGCAGGGAAACAGCAGACAACGAAUGCGACGACUGAUGCUUACGAAACCUCGCGACGUCAACGCGCUACGCGACGCCGUUUAAAACAUCAAGAUACGUUCUUUCAUAAAGGAUUGAAAUACGUCGGUGGGUUUUUCAUCGUUCGACCGAACUAACGUGUCAAAAUUGUGAUAAAAUCGUCGUCUACGAGACGGCGGUGAGGUGGUGGUGGUGGUGGCGGCGGCGGUGGUGGCGGCGGUGGUGUUGGUGGUGGUGGUGGUGGUGGCGGUGGUGGUGGUGGUGGGUGGUGGUAGUGGCAACGGCAACAACGACAACGACAACGACGACGACGACGACGACGACGACGACGACGACGACGACAACACGACGACAACGAAGACGACGACAACGGUGGUGGCGGUUUUGCCUUCGUUGCUGUGUGUUCGGAAACGUGCAUAGGUGUGACUGCGCAGUCGCUAUUUGUCACAGCCUCAGCACUGACGAUCCCUGGGCCAAUAACUAUAUCUCCAGUAAUAUCAAAUGAUGACUGCAACUCAUGAGCUUCAACAACAGCAAAACGUUCAGCAGCAACAACAGCAUGUUCAACAACAGCAACAACAAGUGCAGCAACAACAACAAGUUCAGCAGCAGGUGCAACCACAACAACAACAAAUUCAACCCCAAGUGCAGGCGCAACAACAGAUUCAGCAGCAAGUUCAACCCCAACAACAAAUGCAAGUACAACAGCAAGUGCAGCAACAAGUACAGCAGCAAGUACAGCAGCAACAACAGCAGCAGCAACAGCAACAACAGCAGCAGCAGCAGCAGCAACCGCAACAACAACAAAGUAAUGGGCCACAUAAUGUGGUACCUACACAAGUACAAGUACAACCACAGGUAGCAGCAAGUAUGCCCCAACAACAGUUACAAGGAGCAGUUGCCGUAUCAAUGCAUCAUCAGCAGCAAGGUGUUGGUGGUGUAUCUAUGGCAUUAUCUGGUCAACAAGGUGCAACAACCAUAACUACAAUGGCUGCGCAUCCCCAGGCAGUUCAAGUUAUUCAACAACCAAUACAAAGUCAAGCAUAUCAUUUGCAACAACUUUAUAAUACUCAAGCUCCGUUAUUGAUGCCUGGAAAUUUAGCUCUUCAUCCUGCUGGAAUAAAUCCAUCUUCGAUUCAGAACACUUUGCAGGUUACAACAGCUGGUAAGCCUUUUCAGUCUGCAGCUCAAUUGACACCUCAUAUGUUAACUACAGCAUCAACACCUGACCAAGGUACAGGUCAUCCUGGUGCAGGAGGGACUAAAGUACAAGGAUUUCCAACAAGUUAUUUACCCGUACCCACUUCUGCUACUCCUGAUGCAGGUCAGGCAUUGGUUUUUGGGCAGCUUGGCGUUUUAGGUUCACCACAGCCUCCGCCAUCGUUACAACAACAACAGCAGCAACAAUCAGCAAAUAAGCAAGAUCAAGUACAAAAGUAUACCACAUGUACAGCGGGUACUCCAUCCGGUGCAAGAGGACCGGGAAUGCAAUUUGCAUUAUGGCAGUUUGCACCUCAAGUCUGGACUGGAUUACAACCGCCAGCUGUUCUUACUGCUGCUCCAAACCAAAUAUUUAUUCGAAGUCCUACACAACCUGAUAUGUUCAUUCAAAGUCCACAGCCCAUCCAAGCACAUAAUGCGUUAGCCACCCAACAACAGAUUCAAGGAGUACAGCAAAUUGCCGCCGCUAGUGGGAAAGCGAAAGUAAUGGACAUACAACAAUAUCAGGCGAUGAAAAGCAAGCAGAGCACAGGCGGACAGCGGCCACUUAGCAUUUUACCAUCCUCGCUGCAAACUGUCAAUAUACGAGCUGCAAGUUCUGUUUCUACACAAACUGUUCAUGAAGUACAAGUCACGGUACACGCACAGAGUGGUAAAGUGAGUGGGAGCGGAAGUAAAGGACGUGGUAAACCAAUGCAGUCGCCUCAACAACAACAACAGCAACAGCAGCAGCAGCAACAACAACAACAGCAGCAGCAGCAACAACAGCAACAGCAACAACAACAACAACAACAAACACAACAGGCAAUGCAACAACAGCACCAACAAGUUUUCAUUCAACAAAAGCAACAUCCUCAGCAACAACAACAGCAGCAGCAAUUACAACAACAGUAUCAACAACAACAAGUACAAUCAUCUCAACAACAAAUUCAACCUAAACCUAUAAUGGGUAAGAAAUAUUCUUUGGUGACAAAUGUAGCAGGUAUGACCCUACAACAACAGCAGCAACCUGGGGUAGUCUUAGGUAGUGAACCAAGACCUAUUAUGCCUGUAGUAUCAGUAGGAAGUGUAGGAGUUGGUGUUGCUGCUACAUCACAAAUAAACCAAGUACAGCAACCUCCUAUGUCUGCUGUACAACAGCUUCCAUUAUCGGUACAAAACUAUUAUCAUACUAUAAAUCCGACGAUAAUAGGCAAUCAAAUAGUAAGUGGAACAUCGCAAGUUCAAUCUGUACCAAUAGUAAAUCGACCAACUGAACAACAACCUCAUGAUCCUAAUAACACUACAAUGAUGAUAACAUCACCCGAUCGUAAUCAUCAAGCUGACUGUUCAAUAAUUCUGCCAUCGACAAAUCUUCCUGCUGCUAAUGAUGAUAAUGUUAAAUCCGGAAAAAAAGAAGAGACUGUAUCAAUUACUUCGGAAGAGAUAUCGGUAUCCCAGCCAGAUGUAUCAGAUACCGAUCAUUCGAAAGGUCAAGUAAAAGAAGAGGAAAAUAAUACUUCAAAAACAGAUGAGAAGACAUGCAAUAAUCCUUUAGCUGGACUCGCUAAUACAGUCAAUUCUAUUACCAAUGGCGCAGCUAAUGAAGAAUCAACGAAUGUUUCUGUAUCUGUUCCUCUCACAGCAAGUAGUAAACAUGCACCUCCUAAGGCAAUGGUUAAACCUCAGGUCCUUACACAUGUGAUUGAAGGAUUUGUUAUACAAGAAGCAUCUGAACCAUUUGCAGUUAAUCGAACAUCCCUAAAUAAUACAAUGGGUCAAGAUGCAACAAAUAUUUUAAAUCGUAACAAUUCCUCUGAAAAAGAUAAUCACGAAGAACCGCCAAGGAAAAAACACGCUCCGAAUUACAACGUAGACGAAGAUGGGAACAAUGCUCAAGUUGGAAAAUGUGAAAGUUGUGGUAACAUGAUUGAUGAACAAAGUAUUAAAUUUAAAAAGGAUAAACGUUUUUGUUCUGCUAUUUGUGCAAAAAGUAAAAAGCGUGAAUCACGUGAACGAGAUAUAAUGGAAAAACAAUGGACGGAAAUGGAAAUUGAAACUAAAACUAUUGAUGUAGAAAAUAAUAAGAAAAAUGGUGAAGAUAAAUCAUUGUUAUCAACGACAACAACAACAACAACUACUUCCACGGUAGAUGAUUCAAUUCCAAAAGUGAAUCCUGUGAAAUGGACGGUAGGAGAAGUGUGCGAAUUCAUACGUGGUUUGCCAGGUUGUGCUGAUUAUGCAGAAGACUUUGCUAUUCAAGAAAUCGAUGGACAAGCUCUUAUGUUGUUAAAGGAAGAUCAUUUGAUGUCUGCCAUGAGUAUUAAAUUAGGACCUGCAUUAAAAAUAGUAGCCAGGAUCGAUUCUAUGCGCAUAGAAUCAAUGUCAAAUUCUAAUCCUACAUCUAAUAGCUCAUAAAUUAUUUCCUUUUGCAUUUGAUUUUAUAUAAAACUUGAGUUAAAGUAAUUUAUGGGCUGCAGAGGGUUUGUGCAAGUAUUCGAUUCAAUAUAAAAUGAUAAAUAUUUGAUUAUCUGCAAUAUAACAAGACUCAUUUUGUAAAUAUUUAAUUUAGGUUGUAAUAGGAGAGAAAAGAAUCAUGUAAUUCAAUUACAAUUUCAUUUCUACGAACCUGAUAAGAGUUUGCAGAAUUGGAAGGAAACUUAUUAAAAAGAAAAAGAAAAAAGCAAAAAAAAAAACAAAAAAACAAAUGAUCAUUUUUAUAAUCUUAAGAAUAUUAAGAGAGAAUUCUACAAAAGUCAGAUUAAGUAAGCCAUUAUUUCAUUUCUUGUAAUAUUAUUAAUAUGACUCUUGUAAAUAUUUGUUAAACGGUACAUUAUAGACACACAAUUAUAUUCUUAAGAAAGAAGCUAAAAUGUUUGCCUAAUAUAAUAUAUAAGAGUUAAGUAUAGGACAAUGCUUUAAGAAUGAUAUUUCUAUAAAAAGAAAAAAUAAAAAAAUAAAUAAGAGAAAAUCAUUAUAAGUCAUAAAUUUCUUACAAUUCUGUGUAAUUACAGUAAUUGUAUAAAUUCCUUACUUUAUAAAAAAUUUUGAUGUAAUGCAUUUCGACUUAUAAUGAUUAACUCUUUAAUCAUAUGUAAAUAGCAUAUACAUAUAUAUAAAUAUAUAUAUAUAUAUAUAUACAUAUAUAUAUAUAUAUUUAUUUAUAUAUAUAUAUACAUAUAUAUAUAUGUAUAUAUAUAUUUAUAUAUAUAUAAACACAAAUGGAUGGAAAUUUUUUUUAAUUUGGUAUGAACAUGUAUAUUGUAUGAAUGUUUUUUCAAAGUACAAUUUUAUAAAAUGCGUACAAUUAACAUAGUCAAGAAUCUGAGUACAAAAUGUGUCUAUUACGCAGAAUACAAGCAUUGUACAUAAGAUGUUUAGAGAUACGUGCUGUACUCUGUAUUCAAAAAAUAUUAUUUUGGGUUGCGUCCUAAUGAGAAGUAUCAUCUUCAUCACUUCAAAUUGUAAUUAAUACAGUUCUCUACUGUAGUAAAUGAAAACACAUGAACACACAUUUCUGGUACUUUUGAACAUAUAUUUUGUAAAUGUAUCACUACAAGUAGCUUCAAAUGUAUAUAUUAGAUAUAAAAUGUUUAUUUAAUAUACAAAUUUUAUAACAA
Messenger RNA from Vespa crabro (European hornet), 5817 nucleotides. RefSeq names its product polyhomeotic-proximal chromatin protein-like. NCBI's taxonomy places the organism in Eukaryota, Metazoa, Arthropoda, Insecta, Hymenoptera, Vespidae. The transcript is spliced from 14 exons. Bases 1499 to 4615 code for a protein of 1038 amino acids. Gene Ontology annotation, cellular component: PRC1 complex; nucleus. Gene Ontology annotation, molecular function: zinc ion binding; protein binding. The record is from RefSeq and is a predicted model, not a curated record.